Messenger RNA from Siniperca chuatsi (mandarin fish), 8455 nucleotides. It is a transcript of the gene hars, whose product is annotated as histidyl-tRNA synthetase. Lineage: Eukaryota; Metazoa; Chordata; Actinopteri; Centrarchiformes; Sinipercidae. The coding region runs from base 427 to 1995 and encodes 522 amino acids. Gene Ontology annotation, molecular function: histidine-tRNA ligase activity; ATP binding; identical protein binding. The record is from RefSeq and is a predicted model, not a curated record. Gene Ontology annotation, cellular component: mitochondrion; cytoplasm. The transcript is spliced from 14 exons. Gene Ontology annotation, biological process: histidyl-tRNA aminoacylation; mitochondrial translation.
CUUUACCCGCUACAGGCUUGACAGCUGCUGGAGGUCCAUUAAUGAAAAGCCAUGGAAGGCAAGGCACAGAUACAAGAAGCAAUUAAAAUCCAAGGUGAAGUCGUUCGGAAGUUAAAGUCAGCGAAGGCGGGCAAAGAGCAGCGCUAGGGUUGCUUACCACUUUUCUCCUGUUCUUCCUGCCUGACCCUGGAUGACCUCGGCCUGCCUCACCCUUCAUCAUCACCAUCAUCUACCUCACUGUCUGGGGAAUCCAACCCUCCUGGACAUCAUUGCUCAACUCACUUCCUGGUUCUCCGUCUACUGACCAUUGUGAUUGGUUGCUGUGGCUGCCCCUGGACAAUACCACUGGACAUUACUGUACCCAUGAUGCACUCCUGAACUUUUGCUUGUACAAUUUCCGGACUUGCUUUCCCCCUGUGCUGUGGGAUGAACGUGCUGGGCAUGUUUUGUGUUCGUGCUCGUUCUGGUCUGGUGGGCUUUCGGACUGCAACGUGUGCCGGAUCUCUGCAUUCUUUCACUGGGAUCACUGCGGCUCAGAUUGAUGAAGAGGUAGCCAAACUGCUGGAGCUGAAGGCACAGUUAGGAGGAGAUGAUGGCAAACAUCAGUUUGUCCUCAAGACGGCAAAGGGAACGAGGGACUAUAACCCCAAGCAGAUGGCCAUCAGAGAGAAAGUCUUCAACACCAUCAUCGGCUGCUUCAAACGCCAUGGAGCAGAGACCAUCGACACACCUGUUUUUGAACUAAAGGAAACAUUGACAGGGAAGUAUGGAGAAGACUCCAAGCUGAUCUAUGACCUCAAAGACCAGGGAGGAGAGCUGCUGUCCCUCAGAUAUGACCUCACUGUGCCCUUUGCCCGCUACCUGGCGAUGAACAAGAUAACCAACAUCAAGCGCUACCACAUCGCUAAGGUCUACCGCCGUGAUAACCCAGCCAUGACCCGCGGACGCUACAGAGAGUUUUAUCAAUGUGAUUUUGACAUAGCAGGGCAGUAUGACGCCAUGAUUCCAGAUGCUGAGUGUCUGAAGAUCGUCCACGAAAUCCUGAGUGAGCUGGACCUCGGAGACUUCCGUAUCAAGGUCAACGACAGACGCAUCCUCGAUGGGAUGUUUGCUGUGUGUGGUGUUCCAGAUGACCAGUUCCGCACAAUCUGUUCGACAGUGGAUAAACUGGACAAGAUGCCCUGGGAGGACGUGAAGAAGGAGAUGGUGAAUGAGAAGGGCUUGUCGGAGGAGGCAGCCGACCAGAUCGGGGAGUACGUCAGUAUGCAGGGUGGAAUGGACUUAGCAGAGCGCCUCCUUCAGGACCAGAAAAUGUCUCAGAGUAAGCAGGCCUGCGCUGGCCUGUUGGACAUAAAGCUGCUCUUCAGCUACCUGCAGCUCUUCCAGGUCACAGACAAGGUGGUGUUUGACCUCAGUCUGGCCCGUGGUCUGGACUAUUACACAGGAGUCAUUUAUGAGGGGGUUCUGACUCAGGCAGGUGUGGCCCCGGUGUCCACUGAAGCCCAAAACGGAGCCCCUGCAGAGGAGAGUGUCAGCGUGGGCAGCGUGGCCGGCGGGGGUCGAUAUGACGGCCUGGUGGGCAUGUUUGACCCCAAGGGCAGGAAAGUGCCGUGUGUGGGUGUCAGCAUCGGUAUCGAGAGGAUCUUCUCCAUCAUGGAGCAGAAGGCUGAGGCCUCAGCAGAGAAGGUUCGUACCACAGAGGUUCAGGUCAUGGUGGCGUCUGCUCAGAAGAACCUGCUGGAGGAGAGAAUCAGACUCGUCACUGAGCUCUGGAAUGCUGGCAUUAAGGCAGAGGUGAUGUAUAAGAAGAACCCCAAACUGCUGAGUCAGCUGCAGCACUGUGAGGAGUCUGGGAUCCCCCUGGUGGCCAUACUGGGAGAACAGGAGCUGAAAGAUGGAGUGGUCAAACUCCGCGUCGUGGCCACCAGAGAGGAGGUUGAUGUUUCCAGAGCAGAUCUUAUAGGUGAGGUCAGGAGGAGGACCUCUGAGGCCUAGCCAUUCCCUUCUGUUGAGCUACAACCCCAACCACAUCACCUGAUUGCUUCAAACAGACACUCUGUAGAAUCUUGUACAGAAUUUCUUGUCUAGUCCUCUAGAGAGCACGUUGGACACCAUGCCGCCCUGAAAACACACAUCCAACCUCAUUUCCAUAGCAGCAACGUAGACUGGUAUUAUAUGGAUCGUGUGGCGUUCAUGUUGCACUCUUGCAUGCGGGAAGCGUGUUUAACAUUUGUUUCUUAAAAGGGAAAGCUGUCAUUAGAGAACACCAGUGUGCUCUAAGGAACAGAUCAUUGAUGUUAAACUAUUCAAGUCCAAGAAGUCAAAGUUUCUUAUUAUCCAUAAAGCUGCUGGAGAUCAGUUUGGUCAGAGUCAUUAGAAAAAAAAUCUGUUUUUAGAGCAGCAUACCUUCAGAAAUGCUUUCUGUUCAGGACCAAGGAUGAGAAACUCUGUCAGCGACAUUAACUUUCUAUCAGAUGAUAUGCUGCAGUUUGAUUUAUAACUCCUAACAAAACAAAGGCUCACCUGUAUCAAACAUGCUUGUAUUGUUAAGUGUCUGAAAUAAACACAUUCAUCAUUUUGCUCAAUACUAAAAAACAACUGCUGUAUUGGCUAUGAUAUGAUGAUAUAAAGUUGUGUUCAUGCUUAGUUUUGUGUGAAGACACUAGUUAGAGAAAAGGUCGACCAAAUGACAAAUGUGUUUCUCACUGAGCUUUAGUGGUAUCGAGCCGUGCAGACUGCUGUAGUUUUAUAUAUUGGUUUUAUUUUAUUUCAGAGAUGGCUAUCUUAAAACCUAAGUGUUUUUUUUUUCUCCCAAAAUAUUUUUAAACUUUAACGAAAUGGGUGGGAUCACUGCCAAAGCAAUACAAUGGCAUUAAAUGAAAUCCUUGACUGGAUUUCAUUUAUUGGCUACAGCCCAAAUUAUGUUGGGUAUGAUAUCGCAAAACUCUUCUGCUAGUCAGAAGAGUAAAAUGUCUCCUGUAACUGAUAUCUGAUUCUGUCUGAAAUGAUUAGAUUGUUAGAGGUAGAGCAGCAUUUUGCUGUUGUAGCUGAUCGAGGUGGAGCUAGUUUGAAUUGUUUUACAUGCAGUUGCUAGUUUAGUCCAGUGGUUCCCAACGUAGGGGUCGGGCCCCUCCAAAGGGUCACAAGAUAAAUCUGAGGGGUCGUGAGAUGAUUAAUGGGAGAGGAAAGAAGAUAAAAGCAAAAACAGUUCUGAUACACAAACCUGUGUCCAGUUUUUGGACUUUUUUCUAAUCUUUGCAUUUUUGCGAAUAUUGGAUACUUUGAACAGUUAUUUAAAUGAAACCAUGUGAGAAGUCUAGAGGAGAAAUGUCUCCUACUGCUAACAGCGCAGACAGCUGAAACAUGAGGCCACAGCUAGACACUGCUUUACUGCAAGGGGUCACAAGCCAAAUGACUGACAAUCCUUGGUUUAUCAUAUACUAUGUAACAAUGCAUUUAAUUUUAUAAACCUGUUUUUUUAUGUAAAAUCUGUAAAGUAACUGUCAAAUGAGUGUAGCACAGUAAAGAGGACAAUAUUUGCUUCUAAAAUGUAGUGGAGUAGUGGAAAUACUGAAGUAAAAGUACCUCAAAAUUGUAUUUAAGUACAGUUCUUGAGUGACUCUACUUAGUUUCCACCACUACAGGUUUUAGAUCUUCUACAACACGAUUUUAAUAGAAUGAAUGGAAUCCAAUGGAUUCCUUGAAAAACGUUUAGCAGCAGCUUCCUGAAGGUACAAAUAUAGUGUUGCAGGGCUGUUUUGUUUUUGAAUUGCCUUUGAUGUCAGUUUAUUAGGUAUACCAAAUUACAUCAGUGUAUAGGUCAUUUGUAGUAAAUUGACUAGUUGUAAUGGGAUCAUGGCAUGGAGAAGUUGCUCAUGAUGCCCCAGUAAUUCUUCUUGACUGGAGAUCGCUCUUGGAUGCUUCCUGUUUCUGUGUCGGAGUCAGCUGGGUCCAUGUUUUGGCCAGAUCGUUCUGUAGUGUUUUAAGAAAGCUCAGGACCCAAAGGAGGAUUGGUAGUUGGUUGCAGGUGUGUAGGAGAGGGAAUGAAGGCCACACCUAGACAAGAUCUCUCACUCACACACUAACAGGGGACAAAUAGGAAACACAAGGGAAGGGGGGGGAGAACAGCUGGAAACACUAGGAAUGAGGAAGACCUAUACCACGGUGAUGCACAUCCAUGAGCAGUGGGCUGUCAUCCAUGACCCGGGUGGAGGGGAAGCGGAAGAGACUGUUUUAAUUGAGAAACACGAAAAGUGGGGUGGAUCCUCAUGGUAUUGAACAGUUUGAUUCUGACUGCGCGUAGGCUGAUGAUCAAAAAUGGUAAGAACUACUGUUACUUUGUGACACCGUGAGACCAGUGACACCAAGUUGGUGUAUGACCAAGGACAGCUGGGAGUAGGUAAAGGAAGGAGCAGACCAGCGGGUGGACAAUGGGAGACUUUCGCUUGAGUGCAGACUGAACAGGCGGAGACGUAGUCCUGGGUAUCAGCAUCCAUCGUGGGCCACCAGAAAUGCUGCUUGAUGAGGGACAGGGUAUGGCCAAUUUCUGGAUGACAGGAAAAACAAGUAGUGUGUCCCCACUAGAGGACUUGAGAAUGAACAGAGUUAGGUACAGUCAGACAGUUGGGAUGACCAUUAAAGGAUGGCUACACUGUGGUUCUCUUACCACUGAUUUAAUUUCCCAGAUAACAGCUGCUACCACACACGAGGACGGGAGGAUUCUUCAGUGGUGUAUUGGCAAGAGAGAGCAUCAGGCUUUGAGAAUUGCUCCUAUGCCAGUGUCAGAAGCGUCCACCUUGACGAUGAACUGGGGGCCAGGAUCUGGUUGGAUGAGAAUGGGAGCAGAUACAGUAUGAAGUUCUUGAGCUUGGAAAAAGCUUGUUUUGCCUCUGGGGUCCAGGAGAAUGGAAUGGAGGAGGUGGUGAGUCUGGUCAGAGGUGCUGCCACCCUGCUGAAAUCUGAUGAAUCAGCAGUAGAAAUUGGCAAAGCCUAAGAACAGCUGCAGCUGUUUGUGUGUUAUGGGUUCUGGCUAUUCUGCAACCAUCCUGGUCUUUUCAGGAUCCGUCUUCACCUGCCCGCUCUCAAUAAUGCAAUGCAAUCCAGGAAACUCACCGACUGGACAUGGAAUUCACUUUUCUCCAUCUUCACAAAGAGCUUAUUUUCCAUCAAUCUUUAGAGGAACUGGUGGACGGCCCAUAUCCAGGUACUUAAAGUGUCCGGGGGGAGUGUUCAAGGCCAUCUUCCAUUCAUCUCCUUCCUUGAUCCGGACCAGGUGGUAUGCAUUCCGUAGAUCCAAUUUAGUGAAGAUGGUGGCACCAUGGAGAGGUUCAAAAACAGAACUGAUUAAUGGCAGAGGGUAUUUGUGUUUCAGUGAUGUUGUUCAACCCACGGUCAUCUAUGCAGGGGAGAAGCGUGUGAUCUUGCUUUUCUACAAAGAAAAGAAACAGCUCCGACAGAAGAGGAAGAAGGUCGAAUUAAGCCUGCAGCAAAAGUUUCAGUGAUAUACUUUUCCAUAGCGUCUCUUUCAGGAUGGGACAGGUUGUACAGUUUACUCUUGGGUAUUGGAGCACCUGGAAGGAUAGCAAUAGCGCAGUUGUAGGGGCGGUGUGGUGGCAGGGAGAGUGCUAAAUCCUUACAAAAACCCUCUCUAGAUCAUGAUAAACAGCUGGGAUGGAAGACAGAUCUGGAGGUUCAGCUUUAGCUGAGGGGAUGGAGCCCCCUGUUGGAGGGAGGGCAAAAAGCACUACAAUCCACAAUUCUUUCAGCUAACCAGUCAAUAUGGGGGUUAUGUUGCCUCAACCAGGGAAGACCCAGAACUAACAGUGUUAGGGGAUGAAAUUAUGUUUAACUGAAGAGUUUCACGGUGGUUGCCGUGGGGGGGUGCGCAAGCUGUUCAAAAGGUAUACCAAACUGUUGGGCUAAAUCCCUAUCCAAAAAGACUAUCAUCUGCACCCGAAUCAGAGCAUGACCAGGAUAAGACGACUAACGGAUGGUGGCUUGAAUCUGCAUUUUGUUUCUAUGGGAUAGAAAAAUUUGUCUGGCUCAGCAGCACCCCCACAGUUACGGGUGAGCCUAGUCUUUUGGUUGAACAGGGCAUGAAGUACGGAAGUGACCUGGCUGACCACAAUAAAGACAGUCACCCGCCUUAAUUCUGCGGAGUCGUUCAGCAGAUGAAAGGUGGGCUUGUCCUAGCUGCAUGGGCUCUUUGGGAACAGAGGUGACAGAAGACGAAGCGUGAGCCCCGAGGGGAGAGGGAAUCCCUGGUCUUGCGAGAGGUGGUGGUGAAGAGAGGAGGAUGGGAUUGACCCGUUUUUUCUUUGCAUCGUUCACUGGUUGUCCAGCCUGAUAGCAAGAGAAACAAGGGAGUCAAAAGGUAGUUGGAUCAUCACGGGAGGCAAGUUAAUCUUUUAACUGUUCAUUAAGCCUGUUCAAAAACACUCGUCAUUCCACCCUGCAUCUGCUGCUAGCGUCCUAAAUUCCACCGCGUAGUCAGCCAAACUCCUAAAACCCUGGCGGCGAUUUAUUAAACGUUUAGCAGCGUUACUGUCAUAGUCAGGAUGGUCAAACACCCCUCUCAUCUUCGUCACAAACUCCUCAUAAGAGAGCAAAGCAACUGCCUGGUUGGAAUUAACAGCCUCAGCCCACAUCAGUACUGUCCCUCUCAAAAGACCCAUAACAUAGCAUACCUUAGACUGGUCUGAAGAAAGGGUUAGCGGUCGCUGAUUAAACACCAGGGAACACUGGAACAGGAAUCCCCGACACUUGAUUAAAUCCCCCAUCAAAGGGUUUAGGGUCUGGAGCUUAGGAUUCUCUGCGUGAAGGCGAAAGUGCAGGUGGAACAGGCGAAACACUUUAAACCUGCAGUUCCUUCUGGACAGAGGUGAGAGGCUAGCAUAGCAACGUGAUUUGAUAGUUGCGUUAGUUGGUUACUCGUGGUUUGGUUUCCGUCAGACGAGGACUCAAAAUUCAAACUAUUUAUUUCACACACAGAUAGCAGAGUGGCUUGAGUGUAGACUGAGAUCUCACAGUGGUGUUGUCUCAUUUGGCAGGCAGUCUUGAGCUGACACAGAGUCUAGGCGGGCAGGCGGGCGAGCAGGUCGGCAGUUAGGUUACCAGCAAACAAAUACACAUUAGAGUGUAAAUCCAGGCAGACGGUACACAGGUGAGUAUGAUCCACUUAGGUUAACUGACAAGCUGAAGAAGACUGGAGAGGAGAGCCAGGGUUAUAUACUGCUGGAGCUGGAUGAUUGGAUGGAUCACAGGUGUGCAGGAGGCUUGGUGGCAAGGCUUGAUUGGUAGUUGGUUGCAGGUGUGUAGGAGACGGAAUGAAGGCCACGCCUGGACCAGAUCACACACCGAUACAGACAGAAACCAACAGGGUACAAACAGGAAACACAAGGGAAGGGGGAGAACAGCUGGAAACACUAGGGAUGAGGGAGAGGCAAAGCCAGACAUUAUCUUUUAUUUGCGCUGCUCGGGCUGCAGCUCAAAGAAUAAAUCUAAAAUGAUCAUAUAAGAAUACAUCUAAGCAACACAUUUUACAUACGUUUUAUUUAUGGUUUUUAAUCAUUCAUUGUGUUUAAGUUUUAUACCUCUUUUAUUUCCUUUGCCUGCCUGUUUAUUCAUACACCACUGUGUAUUUUAUUGUUGUGUUUUAUGUGUAAAGCACUUUAUAAUGCUGGUUUUGAUAAGUGCUAUACAAAAAAAACCCUGUAUUAUUAUUAUUAUUAUAAAUGUAAUUCUAGUCAGAUCAUGUGCCCUAAUGAUGGGGCAGUGCUAUUAUAAGCCUGUUAAUUAAUUUACACAUUCACACAGUCGGUGAUGUUUUGCCAGCUGUCCUUCCUGCAUUUGGCAGCUGGAUUGUGUUGUCUGUUUAACUUCUUCGUAUUUGUCUAAUAUUAUAGUUUGCUCUUUGUUUGUAAAAUAUGCCGCUCUGACUUGAAUGAACCUAACAAAUCAGUCGGGGCUAAAGCUGUUCCAUAAAGUUCAAUUCAAGUUCACGCAAUCAGACUAAUUCGACACAGGCUCAAGUAGUCAAGAUAAUCGCGUGUGCGCGCUGUUGAGCAGCCCGAGAGGUCGAACAUGGAUCAGAUCGAUCCCUCAUGGCAAACAGCAGCGGUAAAGAGAGCAGAGCGUUCUAUUAGAAACAUAAUGAAGAAUUCAAACAUCUAAUAACCAAAAAAGGGAAUACAGCUGCCAUAAACAAAACCAUUGAGUCUGGUUCUGUCCAAGGUUUCUGCCUCUUAAAGGAAGUUUUUCCUUGCCACUGUCACCAAGUGCUUGCUCAUGGUGGGAUUUGUUGGGUCUCUGUAAAUAAUAUUAUAAAGAGUAUGGUCUAGACCUGCUCUACAGGAAAAGCGCAAUGAGAUAACUUCUGUUAUGAAAUGGCGAUUGAGACUUUUAUGUAGCCUAAGCGUUUGCUAUCACAUACCAUAUAAUUAAACAUGUAGAUCUA